Molecule: messenger RNA, 1035 nt
Organism: Aspergillus lentulus
Lineage: Eukaryota; Fungi; Ascomycota; Eurotiomycetes; Eurotiales; Aspergillaceae
Product: nitronate monooxygenase
Molecular function (GO): nitronate monooxygenase activity
Source: RefSeq, a predicted model, not a curated record
AUGGCCACCGGAGCCGAAACGCUUCAGCAAUUCUUUCCCGCGACAUCCCGACCGCUGAUAUGCAAUGCACCGAUGGCGGGUGCGACAAAUGCCAGAAUGGCAGUAGCAGUAGCCAAGGCUGGGGGGUUAGGUCUUAUUGGCGGCGGAGCCGACUUCACUGCGUCAUCCCCGGAGCUGGCAAAUCUCCGGCAACAAUUGGUCUACGCCAGGGAGCUCCUUGAUGUUGUCGACUCGAAUGCACCCCUACCCAUUGGAAUCGGCUGUCUCACAAUGAAGUCCGACACGUGGAAGGAUAACUUUGUCCAGCUUGUUAAUGAACAUCGACCCGUGGCGGCCUGGCUGUUUGCCUACACCCACCGGUCGCAGCACACGGAGCUUAUUCAGGCAUUGCAGAGCACAGGCAGAAACUGGGGACUCAAAGUGAUUGUUCAGGUUGGCACUGUAGAGAGUGCUAGAGAAGCCAUCGACGAUGGGGCCGAUAUUCUAUCUGUUCAAGGAUCCGAUGCCGGUGGCCAUCAAUUCAAGCAGGGAGCUGGUUUGAUGACCUUGCUUCCGGAUGUAGCGGAUAUGGUAAGAAGAGAAUAUCCAGAGAAGAGCAUCCCACUUCUGGCAGCUGGAGGAAUCAUGGAUGGUAGGGGAGUCGCAGCUGCCUUGAUGUUAGGCGCAAGUGGAAUUGUGAUGGGGACAAGAUUUUUAUGCACAACGGAAUGCCCUGUGUCGGACCAGAUCAAGGCCACUUUGAUUGCCACCCAUGAUGGCGCUUCCUCAACGUUGAAAUCCCGCGUACAUGAUGAGAUUCAAGGCAAGGCUGAAUUUUGGCCUAUCCAAUAUUCCGGGCGCGCGAUUGUGUCUGACGUCCACCGGAAAUGGGAUGCUGAGUUGGCCAAGCACAAGAAUCUGGAGCUCAGAGCGUCUCCGGCUAUCGUUUGGGCUGGCGCUGGAGUUGGACAGAUUGAAUCUGUCGUCGACGCAGGCACUUUGGUGACAAAUACACAAGCACAGGCCAGGCAAUGGAUUCAAGCAUUCAAAACUUGA